AUGGCUCCUCACGCUGAAAUUCCCAUGUCUGAGAACGAGCAGUCUCCAGCUGUCCAGCAAAGUUUCAACGGUUUCAAUGCCGAUAGUUUGGCCCAGCAUCAACUACCAGAACUUGAGAAUGAGAACCGAUCACAUCUGCGAUAUACCCCCACCGAUGAGUUGCAUGACUUAGUAUGCGUGGGCUUUGGCCCUGCAUCUCUCGUCAUUGCUGUGGCUCUGCAUGAUGCUUUGGAGGGAAAUGACCCCACUCUCGAUAUCCCCAUCUUGCAAAACAGAAAACCAAAGGUCGCUUUCCUCGAGCGACAAAGCAAGUUCGCAUGGCACGCAGGAAUGUUGCUUCCUGGUGCUAAGAUGCAGAUCUCUUUCAUGAAGGACAUGGCGACCAUGCGGAACCCAAGAAGUGAAUUCACUUUCAUCAACUAUCUCUUUCAGAAAGACAGGCUGGUCGAGUUCACAAACUUGAACACAUUCUUGCCGGCAAGAAUCGAGUAUGAGGACUAUAUGCGCUGGUGUGCUGGUUGGUUCGACGAGGUUGUGCAGUACGAUCAAGAGGUCGUCAAGGUCAUGCCGGAGAAAUCUGCCAGUGGUGAAGUCACUUCGUUCGUUGUUUCGUCUCGGAACAGGCAGACCGGAAACAUUGAAUCUCGACGUACUAGGCAUGUUGUUAUCGCCGGAGGCGGUCGUGCAAACAUGCCUAAGCCGUUCCCCAGCAACCACCCAAAGAUCAUCCAUUCAUCUCAGUUCGCCAACAUAGCGCCUAAGCUGCUCAAUGAUCCCCAAUACCCAUACCGAGUUGCCGUUAUUGGAAACGGACAGAGUGCGGCCGAGAUCUUCGACUAUUUGCACUCGAACUACCCCAACUCGCGAACACGCCUGUUGAUCAAGCAAGGCGCACUUCGUCCCAGUGAUGAUUCACCUUUCGUGAAUGAGAUCUUUAACCCCGAAAGAGUUGACUGCACAUACGCUCGUGAGCCAGGCCUACGAGCGGUUUCCCUUAGGGAAGACAAGGCCACCAACUAUGGUGUUGUCCGCCUAGGAUUGCUAGAGCGCCUCUACGAGACACUCUACACCCAACGCAUUCAAUUUGGUAACGGUAAAGCAGAAGAGCAAUGGCCUCACAGGAUCAUGCCCUACCGUCUGGUGACAGACGUCCAGGCCUCUCCAGUAAUCAAGGACGGAGUCCGUCUUGAGAUUCGUGACCAGAGCCCACUCUACUUUUCCAACAUUCCCAACGACCGCGAGAGAACCGAAAUUGAGGACUUCGAUGCAGUGUUUGUCGCUACCGGAUACCAGCGCGAUCUCCAUGAGACGCUCCUUAAGGAUGCUCGACACCUUCUACCAGGCGGAGAACUUGCUGAUACGAAGUGGAGUGUCCAGCGCGAUUACCGCGUCAACUUCGUAGAGAAGAAGGUCAGUGAAGAUGCCGGAAUUUGGCUGCAGGGUUGCAAUGAGAAAACACAUGGCUUGAGCGACACGCUUUUGUCUGUCUUGGCAUCCAGGGGAGGAGAGAUCGUUAAGUCCAUCUUUGAGAAAGGUUCAAAGUGGGAGGCCACCAACGGAAUCAGCUACGAAGAACUUCGUGGUUAG
Messenger RNA from Aaosphaeria arxii CBS 175.79, 1587 nucleotides. RefSeq lists its product as uncharacterized. Bases 1 to 1587 code for a protein of 528 amino acids. The record is from RefSeq and is a predicted model, not a curated record. The transcript has 3 exons. Gene Ontology annotation, biological process: intracellular iron ion homeostasis. NCBI's taxonomy places the organism in Eukaryota, Fungi, Ascomycota, Dothideomycetes, Pleosporales.